Periophthalmus magnuspinnatus is the source of this 2833-nucleotide messenger RNA. RefSeq lists its product as uncharacterized. The transcript has 11 exons. Gene Ontology annotation, biological process: immune response. Gene Ontology annotation, molecular function: cysteine-type endopeptidase activity. Lineage: Eukaryota; Metazoa; Chordata; Actinopteri; Gobiiformes; Gobiidae. Gene Ontology annotation, cellular component: lysosome. Bases 190 to 1830 code for a protein of 546 amino acids. The record is from RefSeq and is a predicted model, not a curated record.
GUACUCUUGCUGUGAUUGGUUAAAUGUGAUAUCAGUUUCCUGGUUCAGCAAUUUCCCAAUAAAUUGCUGUUUGCAGAUGUCGUAGGAGGUUUUUAACUUUUGUUUGUUGUAUGGCGGCGGUCGUGUUGUCGUAGUUCGGACUUCAUGGUUUAGUUUUGAUAGUUUUUUUGCGUUUAGUCAAUAGAAACCAUGCAAGUUUGGACACAUGUCGUGGUCUCCCUUUUGUGCAUUGUCAUAGGUGUCAAGGGGAAAGCCGUCCCUUCGCUUCCAGAUUUUGGAAAAACGUAUCAUGUUAAAGGUGUAAUCUCACUGCCGUACGCUGAGAUCAUAGAGCCGUUCGAGGCCUGGUUGGACCUGGACGCCAAGUCGAGUAGGAUUGACUACUAUCACGGUCAAGUUUCUACGUACCAGCUGGGGGCAGGUCAGCAGUAUGGCACCUCGUACAAGAUCAGCCCAGAGACCACAGAGACCGAGCUCAAUGUCAUGAAGUGUUUUCAGGUUAAUGGAACCAAAGAUGAUCUCAUCAAACCACAAACAUCAUUACCGGAUGUACAGGGCUUCCAGUUUCUGAGGAUGGAGUACUACGGAGGAUCUCUGUGUGAAGUUUGGCAGAACGUCACAACAGUGGGUAAUAAGAAGAACACAUACACAUUGUGGGUGACCCGCGCCGAGAGUGGCCCUGAUGCCACGCCCUUACACUAUGAGAUGAUGGGGUACAACACCCUGCUGGGCUCUCACUACGACAAAUACCUGGUGGACUACAAAGAGUACAGCGCUCAUGUGGACCCCAAAGUCUUCUCUCUGCCUGAAGGCAUGACUUGUGGAGGAUUCCCUGGGCCUGGAGUGGAGCACCAUAUACUGGCCAAUCCGAUGAAAGAACUGAUCCACACGUCCGCAGAGGGCCACACGCAGCACGUAUUUAACCAUUUCAAAGACAAGUUUCAGCGGCAGUACAGCAGUGAAAGAGAACACGAGGAAAGGGAGCACGCUUUUGUCCAUAAUCUUCGGUACGUCCACUCCAAGAACAGAGCCGGCCUCUCUUACACGCUCGCCCUGAACUCUCUGUCGGAUCGCACCAUGUCAGAACUGUCUGUGAUGAGAGGAAGGAAAAGCAGCAAAACUCCAAACCAAGGGCUUCCUUUUCCUAAAGUUUACAGCAGCGUGAAGGUGCCAGACUCCCUCGACUGGAGACUCUAUGGUGCUGUGACUCCGGUGAAGGACCAGGCCAUCUGUGGUUCAUGUUGGAGCUUUGCCACCACUGGAACAAUAGAGGGCGCACUUUUUCUGAAGACUGGGUCCUUGCAGAUCCUGUCCCAGCAGGUUCUGGUCGACUGCUCCUGGGGUUUUGGCAAUAACGGCUGUGAUGGAGGAGAAGAGUGGAGAGCCUACGAGUGGAUGAUGAAACACGGAGGCAUCGCCACAACUGAGACAUACGGAGCUUAUCUGGGCAUGAAUGGGUUUUGUCACCUGAACGAUUCCCAGCUCACAGCUCGUAUUCAGAGCUACACCAACGUGACCUCGGGCGACGCAGACGCUCUCAAAGUCGCUCUGUUCAAAAAUGGCCCUGUCGCCGUCAGUAUCGACGCUGCCCACCGAUCCUUUGUGUUUUAUAGCCACGGCGUCUACUAUGAACCUGCCUGUGGAAAUACCCCAGAUGCCCUGGAUCAUGCUGUGCUGGCCGUGGGAUAUGGCAGCCUCGACGGGGAGCCGUACUGGUUGAUUAAGAACUCCUGGUCCACUUACUGGGGCAACGAUGGAUAUAUCCUCAUGUCUAUGAAGGACAACAACUGUGGAGUGACCACAGACGCCACAUUUGUGACUCUGGCCUGAGGAGGUUUGGGUCAUGUCCUAAAGAGGAAGGACGUUUAGGUUUUGUCCUAAAGCCACUGUAGCUGCGUGACACUGUUGUACAUGUCGGCUUCUCUGUUGCCUUGUGCUUUAUGUAAUAUUUUUAAUUUUUGUAACAAGUUGCACUCAGAACUGAUCAGAUUUUAAGUCUGGCCCAAAGGCCGUCACUUUAUUAUUUACUUGAUUAUUACAGUUUUUAAAUGCAAUGCAUUCAAAUGAUACAAUAAAGUUUAUUUUGUAAAUGAGACCCACAAACACAAUCUGAGUUUGACAGAUUUAAAAAAAUAUUGUUGGAAGUCACCAAACUGAUGCUACAUUUUCACCUUAGACUGUUUUGAUUGUGCCUGUAGCUUCAAACUAAAACAAUGUUUAUAUCAAACUUUUAAAGGUUUAAGUGUAAACACAUGAAUUUGUAAAACAAGCAUCACAUUUACAUUCACUGUAAACUUUAAAUUGUAGCUCUUUGUUAAAAACUCAUUCAGUUUGACAUUGCCACUGUAGAAAUGCAUUCAGUCGGCACACUCUGUACAAACAGUUAAACAUCUGGAAACACAAAACAUGCUACAAAAGGUCAAAGGCCAUGCUACUAAAAUGCUGUAAUGUAACAUUGCCGUCACAAAAAUGUUGUUAUAAAACAUUCUCGUUAUUAGAAAAACAGUUGUGCGUUUGAAGCGUUUUCUCCCCUGGUCCGAGGGAAAGGUUCAUAUGACAAAACAAAUCAACACAAAGGAAACAAAAGGCUUAAAAUUUUAAAACUGUAAACAUCUCAGUCUUGAGAGUAUUUUAUAUCAAGAACACACAUGUUAUAUAUAAAACCAGCUUGGCACCAGAAAAGUCCCUUGUGUUUGCUCUGAGUGAACUGUAAAACCUGAGUUUAUUGCAUAGAGUGAGUUGCAUAGAGCAGUGUGAGACAUGUUUGAAGUUUUGGCUCAGACUUUCUGUAAAAUGAACAGUAAAAAAAAGCAAAGUUCUACGUUUGACUUUC